AUGGAAUCUUCGCGUCAAUGUAUGAUUUGUUCAGGUGGGAUAUGCCGGGCGAGCUGGACAAGUGAUUUCAAUACAGUCCUAGUAAGUGGCAACUGUGUCGACGUUGGCUUUCUUCAUUUCAAUAAAAAUGCUUCCCUACAAGAAUUGAGAAGCCUCACAAUGCAGGGCCAGCGAACACAACUCCGACUUAACCCAUCUCCUCAUUUCACCUCUGCGGAAGCCUUCCUCCUCCAUGAAUCAUGUUAUCACCUUUUGCGUGAGUUUUCUGGGGCUGCGAUUUCGCCCUAUCAAGCAUUCAAGCUCUGCCAGGCAGUUCAGCCUGACCGAGAAAGGAACUUUGGAUAUGAUUUGAAGAUAAACUCUUCUAUUUGUCCAGAUCCAUGUGUAUAUAUAAGGCCUCAGAAAUACCUUCUCCAAUCAGAAGAAACAGAACUGCUCUUGCAACCAGGCAUAGCCAGAUGUCGCGGACCAUCCCUACUGAGGUUGCCGUCAGAGAUCCUGACAAUCGUUUUGGAAUAUCUGUCCCCUUCAGAUCUGGUUCGGUUUUUUCGUACCAGCAAAGAGGCUUUGUCCCAAGCUAACUUAUUUUGUCGCACAAAUCCGUUUCAUUUCUACCGUUGUAGCACGAACACCACCGGUACUGAAGAAGACAAGAGGAUCUUAAUGAUCGCCUUCUCGACUUGGGAUCGACUCUGUGAAUUGGAUAGAAGGUGGGAAAUUGUAAAAAGGGUAGCUGGAAGCGCAAAAUUGAUACCCCUGCUGGAUGGAAAACGCUUACCUGUACCGACAUUCGAUCCACGGGCGCCUCUCCAGGCAGUAAGCCAUCGGUUCGGUCUAUGUCAAGAUUUCUUGGAUAUUCCGGAUCACGCUGAGGUUAUUGAAGUAAGUAGUAUCGCACUGGAAGGCAAACGUUACGUUUGUGGUAUCGGUUUCGUUUCUGGGGAUUCAAGAGUCUUCUGUGGGAACAGGACUGAGCACAUUCGUAUGAUCGAUGUUUCUAGUCCGACAAUUGACACAAUUGAGCUUGCCGUGGACGCUCUGGGAGUUAGGAGUAUAAAAUAUGGCAGUUUACCGUGGUUAUUUGGUGAUCCCUCUUUAAUAUGCUGUUGGCGAGGGCUCAGCCUACGACAGAAUCAUCAGAAGAUUCGGGUUGUUCGUGAUGCACUCAAACUCCGAGACCUUAGCUGGUAUCAGGAGACUACUCCUUCGUUCCAAGAGACUAUUUUGAUGAAAAAUAGACCUUUUUCCCUCCCUAGCCACGGGCUCAUUGCUGAGGAGCAUUACGUGCAACGACGCCCUGAACGAGAAAGAGGAUUAGUGAGGAGAUUUGGUAAAUUCCCUGUCGAAGCAAUGUGGUUCGAGCGAGAUCUCCGAGCUAUCCAAAUAUACGGUACCGGCGGCCUUAACGGCAUAAUCGGAAUAUCCGUACAGGUAUUGUCCGAUACUUAUCGCGCCGGUGCUUGCCAUCUUGUUCCAGCAUCCAUUACAUUAAAUGCACCCCAUGAAAUACUAGCUGAAAUCGAUGUGCGGACAUCUGAACCUUACCCUCUCGCAGUAACAUUUAGGACCAACCAUAACCGCGAACUAUCCUCCGAAGCGAAUGGGCUUCUAGGGCUUGGAGUUAGUCACAGUAUAAAAACCCUCCGACCACCUCCAGGGUAUCGGAUCACGGGGUUAUACUUCCGAUUAGAAGGAUUGACCCUCGAUUCACUUGGGUUAAUUUUGGGUUCGGCAUAA
This is a messenger RNA of Aspergillus caelatus, 1737 nucleotides long. RefSeq lists its product as uncharacterized. NCBI's taxonomy places the organism in Eukaryota, Fungi, Ascomycota, Eurotiomycetes, Eurotiales, Aspergillaceae. The record is from RefSeq and is a predicted model, not a curated record. The transcript has 5 exons. Gene Ontology annotation, molecular function: protein binding. The coding region runs from base 1 to 1737 and encodes 578 amino acids.